AUAUUUUCUUCAUUCAGUUCAUCAAGUUAAAGUAGUGAAAUGGCUUGGCUUGUUAUGUACCUUAUUUCUUUUCUACUUAUUGCGUUUGCUCAUUGGGUGUAUAGAUGGAGAAACCCAAAGUGCAAAGGGUUGCUCCCUCCUGGCUCAAUGGGUUUUCCAAUCGUUGGUGAAUCCAUUCAAUUCUUCACUUCCCACUCCCUCAAAGGUAUCCCACCCUUCAUUCAACAGAGAACAGCAAGAUAUGGUUCACUAUUCAAGACAUGCAUAGUUGGGCAAAGAGUGAUUGUGUCAACUGACCCAGAAGUGAACCAUUUCAUUUUCCAACAAGAAGGUGAGCUGGUUCAAUGUUGGUAUUCCGAAAGCUCCGCUGAAAUCACCGGACGGCAGGGCUUUUUGGGCCAUCACGGCGACUCCCACAAGUAUAUUAGGAACCUGGCUCAUAGUCUCGUCGGCCCCGAAAACCUUAAACAAACCUUGCUGGCCGAGAUGGACCAAACGACUCGUCAACAUUUGGAUCAGUGGACUGGCCUCUCCAAGUUGGACAUUAAACAAGCUACUGAAAUUAUGUUGUUCAAACUUGCUGCCAGCAAAGUUUUGAGCUACGAUGAGAAGAAGGCGUUGGAGCUGAGAAAGUAUUACAAAGAUUUCCAUGAAGGGUUUAUAUCAUUUCCUCUCUUUCUCCCCGGAACUCCCUUUUAUGCUGCCAUGCAGGGACAUAAACAGGCAAUCAAGUUGAUUAAGGAAACAUUAAAGGAGAGGCGAUCGUCGAAAAAAGGCAAACAAGAUUACUUAGAUUUUAUACUCAAUGAAGUAGAUAAAGAGGACACAUUUAUAACAGAAGAAAUUGCAGUGGAUAUAUUGUGUAUGCUUAUCUUUGCUGCAUACGAAACCACUUCUUCUGCAAUAACAUUAGCCUUGAAGUUCCUCAAUCAACAUCCUCAUGUCUUAAAACAACUACAGGAGGAGCAUGAGAUAAUUGUUGCCAGCAGAAAAGAUAAGGAAUCCAGCAUUACAUGGAAAGAAUACAAGUCAAUGAAGUUUACUCACAUGGUUAUAAAUGAAACCGUUAGGCUAGCAAAUAUCGUUCCAGGCAUCUUCAGAAAAGUGAUAGAAGAUUUCCAGAUUAAAGGAUAUACUAUUCCGAAAGGAUGGAUGAUCAUGAUUUGCCCAUCAUCUGUUCAUCUAAGUUCUGAGAAGUACAAUGAUCCUCUUUCGUUCAACCCCUCUAGGUGGAAUGGCGAAGAGAUACAUUCCUCAUCAAAGAAAUUCAUGGCCUUCGGCGGGGGUCAAAGGCUUUGUGCCGGUGCUGACUAUGCAAAGCUUGUAAUGGCCAUUAUGCUUCAUUACUUGGUGACAAAAUUCAAAUGGAAAGUUGUAGAUGAAGGGAACAUUGUUCAAAAACCUGGCUUGGCUUUUCUUGAUGGAUUCAAAGUUCAGAUAUACAAGUGAAACUAACGUUUGAAUAAGAAAACCUCAAAUAUGUGUCUUUGGUCUAUGGAGUGCUUGUGCAUCCUCAUGUUAUAGUAUGUAACAUGAGGAGAAAAUUAAAUAAAAUAAAUAAGUCUUUUAUUGUCUUAGACAUUUUAUUUUCUUACUCUUAUAUUUUCAAUCGUGUUUCUUAUGUGGUUGUAAAAUCUGUAUAAAUUCAUAUUGUUUUUUGUAUACAACUGUUGUACUAAAUAUACAAAUAUAUAAAAGAUGGUUUCCUAAAGUUUGUGUCAA
This is a messenger RNA of Ipomoea triloba (trilobed morning glory), 1722 nucleotides long. RefSeq names its product cytochrome P450 87A3-like. Gene Ontology annotation, molecular function: monooxygenase activity; heme binding; iron ion binding. Gene Ontology annotation, biological process: sterol metabolic process. The record is from RefSeq and is a predicted model, not a curated record. The coding region runs from base 40 to 1449 and encodes 469 amino acids. NCBI's taxonomy places the organism in Eukaryota, Viridiplantae, Streptophyta, Magnoliopsida, Solanales, Convolvulaceae. The transcript has 9 exons.